AUGGCCAAAAGAAGAGUAAAGAAGAGAACGCAUGUACAAGCUACUGUUGAGGAAGAGAAGAGUAUUCCUAAGUCCAUGGUGAUAAGAGUCGGACAAACGUCGCUAUCAAACCAUUCACUUAACCAGUUGGUGAAAGACUUCCGUCAAAUCAUGCAGCCGCAUACUGCUGUGAGACUAAAGGAAAGGAAAUCCAACAAGUUGAAAGAUUUUGUAGUGAUGUGUGGUCCUUUAGGUGUAUCACAUCUGUUUAUUUUUACACAGUCUGAAAAGACUGGCAAUGUCGCUUUGAAAAUUGCCAGAACCCCACAUGGCCCUACUAUUACUUUUCAGGUUGCUGAUUACUCACUGGACAAAGAUGUGAAGAAAUAUUUGAAGAGACCAAAAUCAUUGGGUAAAGAAGAUGUCAUGAGUCCACCUCUGCUUGUAUUAAAUGGAUUCAAUACUAUGGGCAGCAAAUCUCAAGAUGAUCAAAAUAUUGGUGAGGAAGCAAAUGUUGAGAAGGUUGUCGUUUCGAUGUUUCAAAAUGUUUUCCCCCCUUUGAAUCCAGCAAGAACUCAGCUAAAUUCUAUCAAAAGAGUCUUUAUGAUCAACAAAGAUGCGGAAACCGGUGAAAUAACAAUGCGUCAUUAUUUCAUAGAUAUCAGAGAAGUUGAGAUUUCAAAAAACUUGAAGAAACUUUACAAAGCAAAGCAAAAUUUAAGUAAACCGGUACCGAAUUUACACAGAAAGGAGGAUAUCUCUUCUUUGGUUUUAGAUCAUGAUAUUGGAGCAUAUACUUCAGAAUCAGAGAUUGAUGAUGAAGCUGUCGUACAAAUUCUUGACAGAAAAGAUGUCAAAACAACUUCCAAAAAAUCACAAAGACCAUCGACUCCAGACGGUGAUAAAGAAGGUAACAUUGCAUUAGAUGAGUCACAAGAUAAUCAAACAAUGCCUCGUAAGAAGGCCAUCAAACUAACAGAGUUGGGCCCAAGACUGAAAUUAAAAUUAGUAAAAAUUGAAGAAGGAAUUUGCUCCGGAAGAGUCUUGCAUCACGAAUACGUCAAGAAAACAAGUGCAGAGAUCAAAGCACUAGAAAAGAGACAUGCAGAAAAGAUGAGGGUGAAGGAGCAAAGAAGGAAAGAGCAGGAAGAGAAUAUUAGCAGGAAAAAAGCCACUAAAGAAGCAAAGAAACAACGCAAACUUGAAAGAAGAAAGCAAAGGCAACUGGAAGAUGGUAAUACGAACGAGAAUGCUGCGCAAUCAGAUAACUCUGCUGCUAGCGAUGAAAGCGCAAGCGAGGACGAAGAUCAACACUACUCUGAUAUUCCAGAAGAUUUAGAUAGUGACCUGUACAGUGACAUUGACUAA
Molecule: messenger RNA, 1347 nt
Organism: Zygotorulaspora mrakii
Lineage: Eukaryota; Fungi; Ascomycota; Saccharomycetes; Saccharomycetales; Saccharomycetaceae
Exons: 1
Coding region: 1-1347 (448 amino acids)
Biological process (GO): ribosomal large subunit assembly; rRNA processing
Cellular component (GO): preribosome, large subunit precursor
Molecular function (GO): rRNA binding
Source: RefSeq, a predicted model, not a curated record